Messenger RNA from Anisakis simplex (herring worm), 477 nucleotides. Lineage: Eukaryota; Metazoa; Nematoda; Chromadorea; Rhabditida; Anisakidae. The record is from the annotation of a GenBank genome assembly.
AUGGUUAGUAGAACGCAAACGAUCAUAUUAUACCGACACCAGAAUGCACUUCUGGACUUGAAUUGUGCUCAGCGAGCUCGCUCCACUAACCACUCGCUCGGAUUUAGCAUUGUUGGUGGUGUUGACUCACCUCGAGGACCAAUGGGUGUUUUUGUGAAAACUCUCUUCGCUAACGGUCUUGCAGCUCAUAGUGGACUCAUUAAGAAAGGCGAUGAAAUCGUUAAUGUAAAUGACAUUGAAUUGUAUGGUAAGACGCAAUCACAAGUUCUGAACAUCUUCAAAUCGGUCUCGAAGAUGGAUGUUACACUCGCAAUUCGAAGGUCGGCACCUGAUUGUCAUCGCAGUACAUAUUGCGUUGGAAAUGUUGAUAUGAAACUAACCGAUACAAUAGUGGACAACACAGUCUUCUCGUUGGCAAAGGACUCACUCAUCAAGGCAAGGCAUGAAUUAGUGUUUAUGAUGAGUCUCUCAUCAUAA